Molecule: messenger RNA, 1116 nt
Organism: Sturnus vulgaris (Common starling)
Lineage: Eukaryota; Metazoa; Chordata; Aves; Passeriformes; Sturnidae
Gene: TSPAN33
Product: tetraspanin 33
Cellular component (GO): plasma membrane
Source: RefSeq, a predicted model, not a curated record
CCGCUCGGCCAUGGCGAGGCGAGUGGCGGUCCCCGCCGGGCCCCUCGGGGACGAUUUCUCCUUCGUGAGCCCGGUGGCCAAGUACGUGCUCUUCUUCUUCAACCUGCUCUUCUGGGUGAUCUCCAUGGUGAUGGUGGCCGUGGGGGUCUAUGCCCGGCUGCUGAAGCACGCAGAGGCGGCCAUGGCGUGCCUGGCGGUGGACCCUGCCAUCCUCCUCAUCAUGGUGGGCGUGCUCACCUUCCUCAUCACCUUCUGCGGCUGUGUCGGCUCCUUGCGGGAGAACAUCUGCCUGCUGCAGCUGUUCUCCGUCUGCCUGACCAUCAUCUUCCUCCUGCAGCUGGCGGCCGGCGUGCUGGGCUUUGUGUUCUCUGAUGAGGCACGCGGGAAGGUCAGCGAGAUCAUCAACGGGGCCAUCGUGCAUUACCGGGAUGACCUGGACCUGCAGAACCUCAUCGAUUUUGGGCAGAAGGAGUUCAGCUGCUGUGGGGGCGUCUCCUACAAGGACUGGUCCCAGAACAUGUACUUCAACUGCACGGCCACCAACCCCAGCCGUGAGCGCUGCUCCGUGCCCUUCUCCUGCUGCCUGCGCGACCCUGACCAGGCCGUCAUCAACACCAUGUGUGGCCACGGGAUGCAGGCCAGGGGCUACCUGGAGGCCAGUGCCUUCAUCCACACCAACGGCUGCAUCGACAAGCUGGUCAACUGGGCCCACAGCAACCUCUUCCUGCUGGGGGGCAUCACCCUGGGGCUGGCCCUGCCCCAGCUGGUGGGCAUCGUCCUGGCUCAGCUUCUCAUCAACCAGAUCCGCGACCAGAUCAAGCUGCAGCUCUACAACCAGCAGCACCGGGCAGACCCCUGGUACUGAGUCCCGCAGCCUCCCGGGGUGUCCGGGGGCCUUCCCAAAUGCGGGAUCCGCCGGGAGAGCCCGAGGGGCUCGGCUGCACAAGAGGGAAUGCGGAUCCGCGGAGACUCCGUGCCUUUGGCAGCCGGUGCUGGGCUCGGCCUGGACGUGCUGAGCUGGAGCAGCGCUGGGGAAUCGCUGUCUGUCCGUCCUGCUGGUUGCACGAGGAUGUGCCUCCCCUCUCCGCGUGUGCUGGAGAAGGACUUUUGUCUGUC